AUGCGUGUUUACGUCACUUCCUGGCGUCUGACCCAACUGUAAACACCUCUCUCCAGCAGCAGCAGCCUCAGUUAGCAAACAUGAUCUGCCUGCCUUACUGCCGAGCAUUUAACCAAGCCUAUAUAAGUUAUUUCUGCUCUUUAUCACUGUAGCUAUCAGAUGAAGCCAUAAAAUCGUUUUUAUACCACACAGCAUCCAGUUGGCGCCAUUAAACGAGUCUUAAUCCUGAUGGAGCCGCAUUAGCUCAGCUAGCUCGCCUUCAGAUGCACUAAGGAGUCCGUGUUGCGCACAGAUCUCCCUCCGCCGGCUUGCACCGAACAUGCUGCAUUCGUUGGUGAGCCUUUGCGCCAGGGAGGUGGUCAGCGACCACAGCUCGUCGCCCGCCUGGCUCCGCUGGGUUCCCCGGGAGCUCUACGGGGCGCUGCUGGAGGCCGCCUUCGCCUGCUGCAGACCGCUGGCGGUGGGCGAGCUGGUGCAGCGGUGGCCCGAGCGCUCCCUCCGCGUCGGAGGACGCAGGAGGACUGGGCAGCCUGCGCCCAGCCGGCUCUGCAUCCAGGCGCUGUUGCUGGCUGUGGUCAGGGGACUGGCGGAGCACAGGUCAGCCCUGCAGGUUCUGGAUAUCUGCGGUCUGCAGGGAGACGAGGGAGGCAUGGGGGACCCCAUGGGAGGCUGGUCUCUCACCGUGGCCCUGUGCACCAUGGUCGUUCAGGCCCGAGCCGGAGCGCAGAGGGCCCAGAGGAAGGAAGGAGACCGAGAGAGGAAACGCUUCUCGGCGCUCGAGAGGGAAAGAGAUUUGAAGCGAGAGAGGGGGCAGAGGGCGGGCGUGAAGGCAGAGGAGACGGGACCCAAGGGCCCCGCCAGCGAAGAGGAGCUCAUCAGAGGAGUCCGGAGGAGGAUGGAGAUGGAGAGAAGAAGAGGGACUGCGGUGACGGGUCUGGGAGGCAGCAAACCUGAGGCGGAGGAAAAAGAGACGCAGUGGGAGGUGUCGGUGCACGUCAGAGCCGAUCUCUUCGUGAACGCCCGCUCUUGGGAGCGCGUUCGCUCGGCUCUGACCACACCCGGGCCCUUGAGGCUUCAGUGCCGAUACCUGCGGGUGGAGGAGAUCUCGGCGACGAGCAUCAGGACCCUGCUCAACCUGCUGCCUCGCAGGGCCCUGCUGGGCAUCGACGUGCGCUACAGCAGCCUCGGGGUGGCCGGCCUGGCCGAGCUGCUGCCUCUGCUCGCCACCUACCCCAGGCUCAGCUCCCUGCGGCUGCAUUACUGUAACCUCGACCUUCGCAGGGACAACCCCGGCCAGGAGGAGCUCCUGAGGGAGCUGUCGCGGGGGCUGGCGGACCUGCAGGAGCUGCGGCAGCUCAGCCUCACUGCUCUGCGGCUGCCCGGACAGCUGCGUGUGCUGCUCAGCUCGUUGCCGCAGCCCUUGGAGGUCCUGGAGCUGCCCUAUUUGAGCCUGAGUCCGACCGACCUGGCCUAUCUGUCCUGCAGCCAUCACGUCUCCUCCCUGCAGCAGCUGGACCUAAGCGAGAACUGCCUGGAUGAGACCACGGUGCCCUCGGUGCGCCGCCUCCUCUCGCAGGCCUCCAGCAGCCUGCUGCACCUCUCCCUGAGCGGCUGUGGCCUGACCGACGGCCUUCUGGGCCUGUUGCUUCCCUCCCUGGGAGGCUGCUGGGCCCUGAAGAGCUUGGCUUUGGCCCUCAACCCCCUGUCCAUGGCGGGCCUCGUUGAGCUGGUGCGGACGGCAGCGCGGAUGCCCUGCCUGCGACAGCUGCUCUACCCAAACCCCCUGGAGGACUACCUGCCGGGGCUGCCCGAUCUGCCGUCCAGCACUCAGCUGCUGGAGUGGCCUCUGGAUGAAUCCACGGACACGAGCGCGACCAGCAACCAGCUCAGCAAGGUGCUGACGGACAGCGGGCGCGCUGACCUCCUCUUGACCUGUGACCUGCUUAAUUACGAUAAAGACUUGGUGGACUAGAGAAGAGGCGAGAUUUUUAAGGUUUAAGUUGUUUUACCAAAACCAGCAGCAAAACUUACAUAACUUUGACAAUCGUAUCUAAACCUCAUAUAAAAAAAAAAACACUUCAUGUUUUUUUU
Fundulus heteroclitus (mummichog) is the source of this 2091-nucleotide messenger RNA. Its product is annotated as leucine-rich repeat-containing protein 14. Lineage: Eukaryota; Metazoa; Chordata; Actinopteri; Cyprinodontiformes; Fundulidae. The coding region runs from base 320 to 1972 and encodes 550 amino acids. The record is from RefSeq and is a predicted model, not a curated record. Gene Ontology annotation, cellular component: cytoplasm. The transcript is spliced from 3 exons.